AUGAACAAGAAGGAUCAGUGCAUUGCUAUCACAAACGAGUUAUCCCUAUAUCAAGACCUAUGCCGUUGUGGUACGUGGUGGUCUGCUGCGUUAACAAGUCUAGCUAAUGAGGGUGAUGAGGCGCUUUCAGAGGAUAAAUCACUAAUGGCUUUGAACUUUCCAGGCUCUGACGGAGGCGAUAACGCCGAAACGAAGAAAUUGAAAAAUCGGAGGACUUCCACGAGGAGAUUUUUGGUCAUUUCAAUCAUUGUCAAGAUACGAUUGUUUACUUCCUCGAUACUUAACAGCCUGAAGAGAAUCUUCGCUGAAGCUCUCCAUGUCGGGUUCUCCCUACUGGCACAUAACGUUCAAAAAAUAGUUUUCAACGAAGACAGCAAAGAAAAAAAGAUCCUCCAUAAAUCGUGGAAUGAAGAAAUGACAGUGUGUAUAAAAGAAGGCAUAAAAGUAUACAGGGAGCACCAGCGUCACAUCACGGUGACACUACAUGAACAAAAACUGAGAAAGAUCUUGAAGGUUUUGCCGUGUGUUCGACAGGAUUGUAAGGAAAUCAUCCACCGUACAAAACUAGCCUCAAUAAGGGCUUGUGAAAAUGAGGUGGUCAAAGUUUUGCCAACAACGACGAGGACUUCCUCAUUUGAAAAAGUGCAAUUAUGGAGUGGACUCAAAAUGGACAAAAGUUAA
Molecule: messenger RNA, 681 nt
Organism: Necator americanus (New World hookworm)
Lineage: Eukaryota; Metazoa; Nematoda; Chromadorea; Rhabditida; Ancylostomatidae
Exons: 11
Coding region: 1-681 (226 amino acids)
Source: RefSeq, a predicted model, not a curated record